CAGCGAAUGAUUAUGUCCGGAUUUCCCGCCUUUUUUCGGGAUUAUCUUUUUUUCUCCUGCGCGCCCUUUCCUCCCCUUCUCCACUCUCCCUGCCUCUCCCCUCUUGCUUGUGUUCGUCUCUUUUUCGGUCCGUCGGCCUGCCUCUCGCUGCAAUUUGGAAUUGUCACAAUGUCGCUCUGGAGAGAAACGUGUUUGAAUCUGCGACAUGUGCCCCGGACGAUCCCCGGAGAUCGCAUGCGUCAUGCUCAAUCGAGGAGGUUCCUCAGCUCGUCCACAAUGAAUACCCGCCGACUUGCGCUGAACUCGAGGGGUCCGUCUCUGGCAACGAAGGCCCGGAGGUCGUUCCAGGGAUUGGACUCCGGACGGCGAAGCUUCUCGGCGACAGCCGGUGUCCAACAUGGUCACAUCACGCCUCCCAAGCCGGGCGAAGAAAUCAAUGUGACCUUCAUCGAUAAGGACGGGGAAAAGAUCGAUUUCCAGGUAUCCGAGGGGGACAACUUGCUGGACAUUGCGCAAGCCAAUGACCUGGAAAUGGAAGGAGCCUGUGGUGGUUCGUGCGCUUGCUCUACGUGCCACGUUAUAGUCGAGGACCCCGACAUGUUUGAUAAGAUGGAAGAACCAUCGGAUGACGAGAAUGAUAUGCUCGACUUGGCAUUCGGCUUGACAGAGACGUCUCGAUUGGGGUGUCAAGUUGUGAUGAACAAGGGUCUCGACGGAAUGGUGGUCCGGCUGCCCUCGAUGACUCGGAACUUGCAGGCGAGUGAUUUCGAGCAGAAAUAAAGCUCCCGGCUUGAAGCAUGGGCGCAGAAAAUUGGCCUUGCGUAAGGGGGAACAUGUACGAUAUGGUUGUGCAUUUCAUGGGAGGGCAGUCGACAGGGACUGUCAUUCCAUCGGUCGGAGUUUCAUCUGUUGCGACUGAAAAUAAUACUAUAGUAUCGGGUAUUCUCUCCCCUCCAUUCUAUUUGACAAGAACUUGUAAAUAAGAGUGACUUUUGAUCCAC
Aspergillus steynii IBT 23096 is the source of this 1001-nucleotide messenger RNA. RefSeq names its product ferredoxin family 2Fe-2S iron-sulfur cluster binding protein. Gene Ontology annotation, molecular function: 2 iron, 2 sulfur cluster binding. The coding region runs from base 277 to 780 and encodes 167 amino acids. The record is from RefSeq and is a predicted model, not a curated record. NCBI's taxonomy places the organism in Eukaryota, Fungi, Ascomycota, Eurotiomycetes, Eurotiales, Aspergillaceae. Gene Ontology annotation, cellular component: mitochondrion. Gene Ontology annotation, biological process: P450-containing electron transport chain; positive regulation of oxidoreductase activity. The transcript is spliced from 3 exons.